AUGGCAAAACCGCAUCUUUCUGAACGCCCUCAAGUCGAUGGUGGCCGCUGGCGACUUGGUCCAAAACAAGGGAUCCUACAAGCUCAGCCCCGAUUACAAGAAGAAGCUUGCGAAGAAGCCAGCCGAAUCGAAGAAGGAGAAGCCUGCCGCGAAGGCCACCAAGAAGAAGACCACCACCGCCGCAAGCAAGAAGACGACCACUGCCGCCGCAAGCAAGAAGAAGACCACGCCGCCAAGGCCGAAAAGCCCAAGAAGGCGUCCGCCAAGAAAACGGAGACCAAGCCCAAGAAGAAGGCCGCCGCCACCAAGAAGAAGACCACCGAAACCAAGCCCAAGAAGAAGACGCCGGCCAAGAAGCCCGCCGCCAAGAAAACCACCACCAAGAAGAAGACGACCAAGAAAUAA
This is a messenger RNA of Seminavis robusta, 405 nucleotides long. NCBI's taxonomy places the organism in Eukaryota, Bacillariophyta, Bacillariophyceae, Naviculales, Naviculaceae. The record is from the annotation of a GenBank genome assembly.